AUGUCUUCAAGAUACUCUCUACGCCAAACCCCCAGGAAGAAAGAACUCUUCGAGGGCAUGGUAGAGACCCCUUCUCGACGCCGCUCAACACGCCGACAGACUUCCCAGCCUCUUGAAACCUCAGACGCCGACAACGACUCCGGCUCAAACGCUGAAAACGCCCCCCGCGCUGCCCCCAUUCGUCGACGUACCACCAAGUUUGUUGAGAACCUCGACGAGGACGACGUGCAAAAGCCGGACGACAUGGGUGCCGUCAACCGCAACGGCCAUGCCAAUGGCAAUGGCAAGGCCAAUGGCAUCGCUCCUUCCAAUGGUGUCCCUGUCCCUGCCCCUGUCACCAGCGUCCUUGACAAGACUGAGGGUGUUCCUCAGGAUCCUCAUGUCGUCGACGGCUGGAGGCCAGGUCAGGACCCCAAGGUCGACUACUCAGGCGAGUUUGAGUUUGGGGGUUCCUUCGGUACCCUCGCCAUGAUGAUUUGUUUCCCUAUCCUCAUGUGGUACAUGUGGAUUGGCGCAACUUACUAUAAUGGCAAGUUCCCCUCUCGCGAGGCCGGCCAGUCCUGGGCCGACUUUGGUGCUCACCUUGUCAACCUCGUCUACACGGGUGCCUUUCCUCGCCUUCAGGUUUGGGCCUGGUACUGGUCCUACCUCUUCGUCGAGGGUGCUCUCUACUGCACCCUCCCUGGCGUCUGGGGCUACGGCAAGCCUCUCCCCCAUGAGGGAGGCAAGCAGCUGCGCUACUACUGCAAUGCCUACUUCAGUCUCUACACGACCCUCGCCAUCCUUGCCGUUCUGCACUUCUCGGGCGCCUGGCCUCUCUACACGGCCAUUGACGAGUUCGGUCCGAUCCUGUCUGUCGCCAUCCUGACCGGUUUCCUCGUCAGCUUUGUCGCCUACUUCUCCGCGCUCUGGCGCGGUAAGCAGCACCGUAUGACCGGUUAUCCCAUCUACGACUUCUUCAUGGGCGCCGAGCUUAACCCCCGCAUGUUUGGUAUUCUCGACUUCAAGAUGUUCUUCGAGGUCCGCAUGCCCUGGUAUAUCCUCCUCAUCCUGAGUCUCGGUGCCGCCGCUCGCCAGCACGAGCAGUACGGCUACGUCUCUGGUGAGGUCUGGUUCCUCGUCAUGGCUCACUUCCUCUAUGCCAACGCCUGUGCCAAGGGAGAGGAGCUCAUCAUCACCACCUGGGACAUGUACUAUGAGAAGUGGGGUUUCAUGCUCAUCUUCUGGAACCUUGCUGGUGUCCCUCUCUCUUACUGCCACUGUACUAUCUACCUGGCCAACCACCACCCCGAUGUCUACCGCUGGAACCGCGGCAUCCUCGCCGCCAUGUUCGUGGGCUACCUCUUCUGGUACUGGGUCUGGGACAGCUGCAACAGCCAGAAGAACCGCUUCCGCGCCAUGGAGAAGGGCAAGGUUGUCUGGCGCAAGACCUUCCCCCAGGUCCCCUGGCAGACCGUCCACAACCCCAAGACCAUCACCACCCCCCAGGGCACCAUCCUCGUCGACGGCUGGUACGGACUUGCCCGCAAGAUCCACUACACGGCCGACGUCUGGUUCGCCGUCUCUUGGGGUCUCAUCACCGGCUUCGAGAGCCCCUUCCCCUGGUUCUACCCCGUCUUCUUCGUCUGCAUGAUUGCUCACCGCGCCGCGCGUGACAUUCACCGCUGCCGUCGCAAGUAUGGUGAGGCUUGGCUCGAGUAUGAGCGACGUGUGCCCUACCUCUUCAUUCCUUACGUCAUUUAA
Messenger RNA from Fusarium keratoplasticum, 1743 nucleotides. RefSeq lists its product as uncharacterized. The transcript has 4 exons. Gene Ontology annotation, cellular component: endoplasmic reticulum membrane. Gene Ontology annotation, biological process: ergosterol biosynthetic process. The record is from RefSeq and is a predicted model, not a curated record. Bases 1 to 1743 code for a protein of 580 amino acids. Gene Ontology annotation, molecular function: Delta24(24-1) sterol reductase activity. NCBI's taxonomy places the organism in Eukaryota, Fungi, Ascomycota, Sordariomycetes, Hypocreales, Nectriaceae.